This is a messenger RNA of Erythranthe guttata (spotted monkey flower), 1138 nucleotides long. Lineage: Eukaryota; Viridiplantae; Streptophyta; Magnoliopsida; Lamiales; Phrymaceae. The record is from RefSeq and is a predicted model, not a curated record.
GUAAUUAUGUGUGGGUGGGUUUGUUUCGUAAUUUAGUCAAAGUUUAGGGGAGUUUCGUAAUUUACCCUUUAAAUUUCUAUAUAUAACAGAAAAUAUGGGCUGCAAUGAGAAAAGGAUCGCAAUUUGUUAGGUUCGUUUGGGCGGGAUAAUUGAAUUGAAUUUCCAAAAAAAUAACCGCACAAUUUCACUUCGAGAUCGCGUGAAAAUGGCGCAAAACGACGAGCAACAAGGAGAGCAGUGCGUCCGCACUGAAAAGGAGCUGCCGAUUGCCUUCGGAAACUUCACCAACAAGGAGAAUUGGGACUUUUUCUACGCCGCAAGAGGCGCCGGUAAUUUCUCCGAGUGGUACGCCGAUUGGCCCCAACUCCGGACCUUACUCAGGAACCAUCUCUCAUUUCCGCCGUCAGCGCCGCCGCCGGAGGAGCUGAGUAUUUUGGUGCCGGCGUGCGGGAAUUCCAGGCUGUCGGAGCAUCUGUACGACGAUGGUUUCAGGAAUAUAACAAAUGUGGAUUUCUCGAGGGAGGUCAUUUCCGCCAUGAUGAAGAGGAAUUUGAGAGAACGGCCGGGGAUGAGGUGGCGCGUGAUGGACAUCACUGAUAUGCAGUUUGCAAGUGGGACUGUUGAUGCCAUCAUCGAUAAGGGAGGACUGGAUGCUCUAAUGGAACCUAACAUUGACCCCAGAUUAGGGACAAUAUACUUAUCUGAGGCUAAAAGAUUGUUAAAAGCUGGAGGAAAAUAUAUUUGUCUCACCGCGGUACAAUCUCAUGUACUAGGUAGGUAUUGUCUACUUUUUCGAAAGUUUCGAUUUGGAUGGAAAGUCAAUCUUUAUGCCGUUGCUCAAGAACCAUCUUCAGGAACCAUCAAACAGCGGGCUUUUAUGUUCGUCGCAGAGAAAUAUAUUUUAACUGUCGUUUCUCAGAUAUCAUUCAUGGAUGAAUGUUCUGUAGAAUCCCAUGGUAAUCAGGUUGAAGAACUAUUUGAAGCACUUGAAAGAGAGAAUACUGUCCGAGCAGAAUACUCUAAUGGCACUGAUACAUGGCACUCGCUUAAUGACCUGAACCAAGGGGUACAAGGAAACAUUGGAGUGCUAGAACCUGGUCGCGCUGUAAAGCUUUUUCUAGGUGAAACUGGACGUUAG